Molecule: messenger RNA, 5112 nt
Organism: Oncorhynchus gorbuscha (pink salmon)
Lineage: Eukaryota; Metazoa; Chordata; Actinopteri; Salmoniformes; Salmonidae
Product: zinc finger protein 585A-like
Exons: 3
Coding region: 3273-4679 (468 amino acids)
Biological process (GO): regulation of transcription by RNA polymerase II
Molecular function (GO): RNA polymerase II cis-regulatory region sequence-specific DNA binding; DNA-binding transcription factor activity
Source: RefSeq, a predicted model, not a curated record
UCCGUGUUUUCCCCACAGACGAGCCAUUAACUCAAGUUAAGAAGGAAACUGAAGCCUUUGCAGCCUGAAUGGAAGAUGUUUUAUGUGCCAGCCGGUCCAUGGGGGCCAAUUGUAUUGCUGGCCGAAUACAUUAAAGUUGGACGUAAGAUGCCAAACGAUGUAAAAGGCCGGAUGGGCUAGGCUAUAUAUGAACGGCGACAGCCUCCGCUCUCUCGGCCUUCUGCUAAAUGUACCUCUUGCCAUUCCUCUGUAUCUGUCGAGGAUCUUGACACUACUGGGACGACUGGCGAGUGCGCGCUCUCGCACCAAUCUCUCUGCGCGCUCACGUGCCACCUUAAUUUCCAGUAGCUGUAGUUUCCUCCGCAAUCCCCUGUUUUCUUUCUGGCUUUGAGUUAUUUCCAAACGAAACACUGCAUAGUCGUCGUCUACGACUUUACAGAUCUCUGCAACGGCUGCAUUCGCUAGAACCUCCAUGACGGAGGCUAUCUGAGUGUGAAAAACCAUACAGUUAACGUUAGCCAUUUUUAGCUAACCAGCAGCCAGAUAGCAUCUAUAAACAAAGACCCGGGACCAACGCGAAUUAAAUACCACCUGGGGUAAUUAUGUUAAAUGUCUAAAUAACAACGCUCGUUUCUGGUCACUGUUCACUUCCGUUCUUCUUCUUUAAAGUUUUCGAUUACACCUAUUGGUGUAUUGUAGCCACCUACUAUACGGGGUCUUCUUCUUUGAUAUUAUGGUGGUCCGAAAACAAAUGCUAUAGGUGCAUGCCGCCACCUACUGUUUUGGCUGUAUAUGAGCCCAAAUAAUUAACAAAAUACAAAUACAUUUACAUUUAAGUCAUUUAGCAGACGCUCUUAUCAACAAGGCAAAACUCAAUGUACUCCUUUAUUUAGGCUCUGGGGCCUGAGAAGAAGAGCAUCUUCAGACAGUAUUCUUUGCAAUGUUUCGGCAGUGAAGUCCUGGAAACCCAAAAACCUUUCAGCUCCAGUUUCUUUGUCUUUUUGUUUGUUUAUGCAGUACAAUUAAUCAUAUGUUCGAUAAACACCCAAUUUUAAAUUGUAUGCAUUUUAGAAUAAGGCUGUAACGUAACAAAAUGGGGAAAAUGGGAAGGGGUAUGAAUACUUUGUCAAUGCACUGUACCUUUUGUUGUGAAUGCCCAUCCUGGUACUGUCUGUAUUGGUGGGGUAACCACGAGGUACUCUAAUUGAGGAAGGCUAGACCCAGGUUCAGGCCCAGACCUUCUAUGAACCCAGUCACGAGGCAUUAGAUGAGAAGCUGAGGGAGAAAACAGACUUCCUGAUAAGACUACCACCAGGGGAGUCUCCCACCACUCUCUGUGAAGGCUGAAGUCCAGGGUGACCUGUUCUGGUCAUCCUGGAUACUGUGGUGUUUGUAUCAUAGGAACAGGAGGGUCUCUCUCUAUCAGCCCCAGGUCCUGCUUCAUCCCUGCUCUGAGACUGUGAAGAGAAGGGUCUGGGCUGUGGACUGGAUCCAUGACUGGAGCCUCUGUCUCUCUGAUGACCAGCAGGACUGAGGUUGUUCAGUCCACCUGUCCACUGGUGGUGAUCUGUGUGGUGGUGAAGUCUCUGUCCCUAGUGGUUCGGUGCCAGGUCCGACUCGGGAAGGAAGAGAGAUGGCUCCUGAUCCAGUGUCCUGAUCCGGGGACAGGGUUUGUGACCAGCCACCUCAGAGGUCCAGUCUCUCCCACCAGCAACACCGAAUACAGGUCAACAGUCUUCAUGGACUGCAGACUGUAAACACAAAUUUUACAGAAAUGCAUAAAGGUUUAUAUUAAAAAACAAUGUUCUGUACACACAGAAACAUGAUAAUUAUAAAAUGUUAACCACAGUCAAGCCCAUCUCUAAAACUGGGAUUCAAGUACCUAACAAUAUGGAGCCAUUGAAGUAAAAAAAAAGGAUUCCAUAUGUGUUGAUUCAAGAAUGAAGAAGACAAAAUCUACACCUCACCCUGGUCUCAGCCAGUAUGUUGUCAUGGAGACGAAGGUUGUUGUUGUUUUGUGUUAAACUAUCAGUUUCUGGUUGUGGUGAAAAGUGUUGUCCCCAGACCAGUUUUGAAGACGCUGUCCUAUCCAUUGACCUCCACUAUGUCGCCUCUGGUCCUGGCCUGAUCUGUGAUGUCGUCCCCUGGGCCCUUGGCUGCACCCAUCUGGGUCUUGGAAUCCAAGAUGGAUACGCACUCUCCUCUGUUAGCCUCCAGCCAACCACCUACAGAAAGAGGUUAGAAAAUGUGACCUGUUUCAGGAAGCUAGGCGUAUGUCACGUCAUCACUUCACAGGAGGCAUUUGAACGUAACAAAAUGUUUUUUUUUUUUAUCAUAAUGUGUUUUUGUUCAGAAAUGCCUUCUGGAACAUGUAAACUUUCAUAUGCCUUUAUAACAAACUUGUAUGCCAUCUGUAAAUAUGAAUUACAAUUGUUAAAUUGCGACCCUAAUUGGUUUAGCCACAGAAAGAGACAGGAGCCUUCCUGCUAGCCAUGAUUGGCUAAGAUAAUGGAUGGGCUGGACAUGCAGAGAGAUGAGCUCGGAUUGGUCUGCCAUGUAAGCAUGCUUCCGUCUAUAACAUGAGCUUCUCAGUAUGUGUUGAUAAUCAUUUCUACCACAGAUUUGUGAAAGAUGUCAUGAAGAACUGCAAGUGUUGCUACUGCUCGAAACAUUGCUGCCCUUAAUUUAACAGGCGCUAUCGGCAACGAUCAGAGAGAAAGAGUUUCUGGAGGACGAUCGUGCCAUGCUGACUUUAGGACUCUUAAAAUGAAUCAGACAAUGAGGAAAUCCCUGACUUGCGCGCUAAAUAGCGUUUCAAUCUGUGACGUCACUUGCUCUGAGACCUUGAAGUAGUGGUUCCCCUUGCUCUGCAAGGGCCGCGGCUUUUGUGGAGCGAUGGGUAACGAUGCUUCGUGGGUGACUGUUGUUGAUGUGUGCAGAGGGUCCCUGGGUGACGCCCGGGUAUGGGCGAGGGGACGGACUAAAGUUAUACUGUUACAUUAGGUAAAAACAUUUUCAUUUAACCAGACAUUGUAGUCUUCUGAUGACAGUGAUGUGGAAGAAACGGCGAUCAACAGUGUUGUUGUCAUGGAAGAAGUUGACCAAGUUUUGAAAUCAGUGGAAUGUCUGGUGGAAGCAGAAUAUGAUUGCAAUUGCGAAGGGAGUCGAAAAGAGGCCCCCAAGGAGGUUGUAUAAAACAACUGUCUCUGGAUUACAUUUCAAACUAAGGCCAACCAUGGCAUCCAUGACAAGAGAGGGAGAAUCGUUCAUCCAUGUAUACGGGUGAAGGACAUCUCACUGGAGGGCACAGGAGCUUUGUGAAGCCUGCUGGACACAAUGCGUGGAGAGAUGACCAACCAAUCACUGUUGAUGAGGGGAGUGUAACCUCAACCCAGCACUUUAUUGUGAUAGAGUCUGCAGAUGAAAAUGCAGCAGGUCCUGGGGUCAAGCUGGAGAGGACUGAACGAGAGAAGGACCAACGGCACCAGACUGGAGCACCGGCUGGAGUGGCGCCCACUGUAGCCACCGAGGAUCUCACCGCUGCGCCCCAGGCCAGGACCCGACGCAGGAUCACGGAGGUCAGUGGAACGCUGAACGUCAUCCUCAAGUCAGAGACAGACACAGAGACUUUAACUGUAACACAAAGGCUCUUACACACAGGAUCUGACCACACAUCAGACCCAGAGAGAAUGGGCAGUCGUCCUGCUCCCGGCUCAGAAUACUUACCGGUAUUUCACCAGAGCCAGGGGACGGUUAAUUCCCGUGGAGAUGGUGACACGUUCGACACUAGCGGUGAUGAUCCAUCUUGUUCUUACGCUACAGAGAUGAACCCUGGCAACAUGCUCUUGGGUUUAGAGAGACAGACUGAUCUGUCUAGAGGGGAAUGGAACCGGUACAGUAGUAGUGUAUACUCUGAAGGGUGCCUAGAUAAGAAAGGGGAGGUUAUAGUGGUAGAUGAUGUAACUGUGAAAGUGGAGGGCGAUGCUCCUACCAUAUGGAAUGCAGAUAGUCACCUAGGAGACGGACACUCACAGGACAGAGAUGUAUUUGAUUACAGGGGAAGCUUAGAUACAAAUCUAAAUGUCACGACCCACUCCCCUUUACACGCGUUCAGGGAUCAUGAUGCCGUAUUCACGUCGAAGGCACUUUCCGAUUCACAUGGCAGCGUUCUUUUCAAUCAAGUACUGAACUCAAACGACAUGGCUAGAGCCCAGGCUCAGGGAGGGGGAGCCACAUCUGGCAAUAGUAAAGAGAAACGGUUCCUCUGCAUGUUCUGUAACAAAGGCUUCAGCUGCCCCCAGAAGGUGGAGAUCCACCAGAGGGUCCACACAGGAGAGAAACCCUUCAGCUGUACCCAGUGUCAUAUGUGCUUUGCUGAGGCUGGCAACCUGAAGAGGCACCAGAGGGUCCACACUGGGGUGAAACCCUUCAGCUGUAGCCAGUGUCAAAUGCGCUUUGCUCAGGCUGGUGACCUGAAGAGGCACCAGAGGGUCCACACAGGGGAAAAACCCUUCAGUUGCCUCCACUGUGAGAAGAAGUUUUCCCGCCAGCACCAGCUGAAGAUGCACCUGAAGGUUCACACGGAAGAGAGGCCAUUUGCCUGUACGCACUGCAGGAAGAGGUUCUCAGAGAGGAGCUACCUUAGGAUACACCAGCAGAAACACCAUUCCUCUCUAUAGCAUAGAAAGUAACCAUUACACUCGAUAGCUUCUGAUGUUUAGCUCAAUCCCUGCAUUAAAGGCAAAGAUUAAUUUUCGUUGUUGUCAGCAAAAGAUAACGAUAGUAAUAGAUUUCAGUGUUGAAUAUUUCUGGGUAGAAUAUUGCAUCCAAACAUUGUGUGUUAAAUAUGGUAUAUUUAAGCCGGGAAAGUCAGUUACAUAUUGUGUUUGUUCUGUGGUGCCUAUAUAAUGUUCACAAAUGCCUAGUUCCUUACUUUCAUUCAACUACUUCAUCUUUUUCCUAAGACAAAGAUGUAUGAGAAAAUUCCCUAAGAAUUUUCCUAAGAGAAAAUGUAUGUAGUUUAUCUAGGUCAUGCAGAUUUUUUUGUUUGUGUAUGUGUGUGGUUUUCAUAUGGUGUAUUUAAAACUUGUUUAUGUUUAAUAAACACAAAAU